Molecule: messenger RNA, 1410 nt
Organism: Trichoplax adhaerens
Lineage: Eukaryota; Metazoa; Placozoa; Uniplacotomia; Trichoplacea; Trichoplacidae
Exons: 14
Coding region: 1-1410 (469 amino acids)
Biological process (GO): intracellular protein transport
Cellular component (GO): early endosome
Molecular function (GO): phosphatidylinositol binding
Source: RefSeq, a predicted model, not a curated record
AUGGUCGAUGGAAAGAAACGCCAAUUUUGUAGUGGUUAUUAUGGCUUUGAUUGCCUAUCAGCUAUCGACUUGAAAUUGGAUUCCAAUUUCAAGGAAAAAAUGUUGGAUUCGUUAGACUUGAUAUUAAUCGCCGAGUUUCAUAAAUCGACUCCAUUUAUUUUUAAUUCUACUAUCGCAGGCCAAUGUAGCUCUCGCCGGAAUUAUUUAUCGACCGACGUUAUUAUUGCUAGGUUAGAUGUUCAAUACUGUGUAACUCAAAGAAAGAGAAUUAUUAAUGACGACAUAUUCAAUCGCCAUCUUGUAACUUUCCAGCAAGUCUCAUCUGGAAAGGAAGUUGAGAAUGUCGAGUUAGAUAUUUAUUUAUUAAAUGGCCACAAAGUUGUCAUCAAUAUUUCAUCAGAUAGCUUUACAGACGAUGCCUUAGAGGCAGUGGCAUCACAAUUGGAACUUCCGGCAGAACUGGCCUACUAUUUCGGACUUUAUAUUGUCCAGAAAAAAGAGAACACAACAACCAUUGUUCGCAAGUUACAAAAUUUUGAAUCUCCCUAUCUUUCUAUCGCCAACGAUGAUUCUAAUUUACACAUUGUCAUACGAAAAUGCUAUUGGUCUACGAAAUAUGACGAUCUUUUAAUGGAAACCGAGAUUGGCUUGAAUCUGCUCCAUUUGCAAAUUGUUGAUGAAGUUAAGCGAGGUUGGAUAUCCGCAUCGCAAAAUACUAAAGCAAAGUUAGCAGAAUUAAUAGAGAAAAAAGAAAAGAAGGAGUAUAUUCAACUAGCAAAACGGCAAUAUAACUAUGGCUAUAUCGUCUUUGAAAUGUGCACAUGUGAUUAUCCUAAAGAAAAUACAAAAGUCUUAGUUUCCAUUGGGGAUAUGGCACUUAAUAUUAAAGUAUUUCUAGAAGAAGGGAAGGUUAAAGCUGGCUCAUUUAAGUUAACACGGAUGAAAUGCUGGAAAACUGUGGCUAAGCGUGAGGAAAAUAGCGACGAAUAUUUAUUCAUAUUAUCAUUCGAAUAUCUUAUGAGUAAAGAAAAAUUGCAAUGGAUAUCGAUUGCUUCUUCGCAGGCCAUAUUUAUGAGCAUGUGCCUUAAAGAUAUGGCACAAGAACACGUUCGAGGUAGACGAAAUCAAUCAACCCGAACACCAGCUGGCCGCCGCAGAACCAUAACAGAAUCUUCUAUUUCAUCAGGAUCUGUAGAGACAAUAGCAAGUGCCUCACAACGUUCCACUAAUGCAGCAUUUUCUGACUCGAUUGAGUCUUCCGGUAAUUUUGUCUUGCGAUCAGGAAAUGCAAUGAAAAAGUUCUCAAGUAAGUUUCAAGGAAUGUUACAACGCAAUACCAACAAGAAUGAAGAAGUUGUUCAAAACGAAAUUUUUGAAGAUGUUAAUGUAAUCGGAGAUGAUGAUUUAUAA